AAAUCUGUCCAGGCCGUCUGCUGUCUCCUUUGUCCUCCCAUAUUGUGGGACUCAUGCCAUCUGCUCUGUUAUCAUUAUUAUAGGCGGCUUUGGAUUUAAAGUCGCACCUCUCCUUGUGCUCCCUUUCGCUCAGAGUCGACUCCCCAAGCAAACUGCAGGCUAUUUUCUCUAAACGCUGCAACGAAGGUUCUUCCCGGGGUUUUUUUUCUUCCGUUUUUGUACUUUCUGGAGUGAGUACAUUUCUUUUAAUUCUAACGUUGUGCGGUUGCCUAGUGACGUCAGUGUCCCAGUAAGAUCCCAGUCUCCCUCGUUUCCCCCACUUUAGAAGGCUGUGGAAACAAAUCAGGAUGUUUUACACCCCUGAGUGGGCUUACUGGAAACACUGCUCAAACUUUAAGCUCGGAGCCCAAAUGUAAGGAGAGUGGACCCGACGAUGUGGCGAAGAGCCGGGGAUGAAAACGUGGACUCCGGAGCUGACACAGCCGAAUCUGUCAGCAGCAGAAUGUCGUCGUCUGCUAGUGAGCUCAUGAGCGGCCGGGCCGCGCAGCAACGCCAACAACAACUCUUGCCGAUAAACCUGCAUCUGCUGUCCAACCCUGGAGAUUCUUUGCUUCUGCAGCAGACGCUGGACCGCCUGCUGCGCUGGCUGUGCCCAAGCCUCCGGAUCUUCCAUGUAUCAGAGAGGGCUUCCCCCUUCAGAGCUCACACUCACCUUCGUCCUGUGGCCGACUACCCUUCUCUGGCCAUCACCUUCUUCCUCCACGAAGCCUACGGAGAGGAGCGGAUCCUCAAAGUCCUGGACUUCUUCCAGCGCCCGCCCUGGCAGUACCAUCACACCGAGAGCUGCGGCAGCCGAACCAGAGGGAUCCACAUCACUUCCAGCAGUUCCCCAUCCAACGCCCUGCUGCGGCCCUACCUCCUGCCAAGCAGAGACUUUUACAGCCUGGGGCCCUGCAUGCCUGUGUGGGGGGUGCGACCCGUGCACUGUGGAGGAGAAAUCCUGCGUAUAACGCUGUACAGCAGCUAUGACAACUAUGAGGACGCUGUGAGGUUCUACGAGACGAUUCUGCAGCGACAAGCCGAGGAGCAGAAGGCUGGUUUCUGCUGGUUCACCCUCCACGCAGAGCCUGGUCUCUGCCUUCAACUGGCUUUAAAACAGCUGUCUCCAGGGGUUGGAGUGGAAGCAUGCAGCUCUGCUGUGCUGCAGUUCAGUGUGGAAGAAGUGGGACAGCUGGUCCCCCUGUUGCCCAACCCCUGCGCCCCCAUCAGUAAUACACGCUGGCAGACUGAAGACCUGGAUGGUAACAAGGUUCUCUUCCAAGUGAAGGCUCCAGCUCAACCUCGUCGACCUCUGACCUGUGCAUUCCCUCUCACCUGCCUCAGUUUGCCACCUCAAGGAGUGCAGCUCCGGAGCGGCGGACACGGAAACGGUUUCCUGCCAUGCGGCCUCACCGCUUCCCUGACGAUGCAAACUCACAGGCAAGGAAUCGGACCUCGCAGCGAGCCGGGUCUUGAGAAGCUGCUUGGAGGAUGUGGAGGAGCAGAAAGUCUGGGGUCAGGCAGCUGCUGCAGCACCCCUCCUGGAAGCUCCUGUUACUCAUCCCAACGCAGCAGCCCCGCUCAGCUCUCCACCUCCAACCACCCCGACUCUCCUCUGCGCCCCUCCGUCACCCGCUCUCUCUCCCAUCUCCUCCUGGAAGAAGAAGAAGAGGAGACCAACGUCGACACUGGAGUCGCCAUCUCUCCCCUCUCGGACACCGCCGUCGCAAUCAUCACUCGCUCCUCCUCUUGUGACCUCUUGAGGACUCGUAACUUUGCGAAACCUUCAGUGGUUGGGGCUUCACCUGUGGAGCAGCGGGCCAAGGAAUUAACUAAAUGUUUGCCACAGACUCAUAUUAACCAUCAGGCGCCCUCUGGUGGCUGUAAAGGUACAGCAGAGGAGAGCAGGACCACUGCAAGGGGACAAAGGCCUUCACAGAAGCUGUUGGCAGAGAACAGCACAUCGACAGAACUGUUGUCAGCAUACAUAAACCAUGAGGAGCCAGUCGAUGAGUUCUUUAUCUGAUUUCCCGUCACAUAAUCUGUCCACAGGUCACAGUGGUGCAACCUGAUAAAUGAGGGCCUGUUCUGGAGAACAAAUCGCAGCAAAGUACCUCGGCAGGCGACCUGCUUCACCCAGAGGUGUCUGAACCCUUUAAGUGGCUUUACUGGUCUUACUGGUUCAUGUUUUACAACAAUGACACCCUCCAGAGAUCCAGCAACUUUGAGAUUAUGUUAGCAGAAAAGUACUGACUGUUAAGCUUUUGCACAGUACUUUACAAUAAUAUUCACCUUAAAGUUAUUCUCAUUUUCUAAUGUUGCUAUCAUGAACACCAAUGCAUUUUAUUUGGAUUUCAACUGAUAGACCAGUAUAAAGUAGAGGAUUAUUGGGAAAUUGAAGACAAAUUAUGAUUGUUUUACAAUUUUUUUUGUCAUAGAUAAAAAAAAGCAUCAGCUCUAACCAGCAUCCCUUUUACUGCUGAAUGGAAGAAGUCCCACAGCAUGAUGCUGCCACCACUGUUUCAAUAUAAGAGUGCUGUGCAAGCUUUCCUCCACUGUUUUGCAUGUGACCUUCUUCCACAUGUUCACUCUGUCUUCUUAUAACUUGUCAAAAAAAAACAAAAAACUUUUGUCUUCCCUGCUCUUCCUGUAUGGGUUUGCAGGUGUGCCAUAUUCUUUCCAUUUUCAGAUGUUAAUUUCUGUUAGGAAUUACUGGGACAUCAUUACUGAAGGAAGAAAACUUUGUGCCUGCAGGUAAUAUGAUGAUGCAGCCUUACUUAUAAAGAGUCAUGGAAAUUAAACAGCAAUGGUUGUGAGUCCAUAUGACAACGGUCAGGUAUGAUUGAUGAAGCCAGUUUAUACCUCAAUAAAAUGAUACGUAUAUAGAAUAAAAGUAGUUUUUAACUCUCUGAUAGAAUUACUGGGACAUCAUUACUAAAAGGAAGAAAACAUACAACAAUCUUCAGUGUGGAGGCUGUUAUGAAAAGAAGACUCAGUGAUGAGUAUUUAAUUUGACAGAGGAAGUAUAAAAUGUGUAAUAAGUUGUUUAAAAAGAAACCAUUUUCUAUGGAAAUAUGUCUGUUUAAUAUGUAUGUUUAAUGCUAAUUCAAACACUUUUUUGUCUUGAGCUCAACUUUUCCAGGUACAAAGAGGAGCCUUCUGCUUUAAGACAUAGAGCAAGUGUUGUAAACGAUAAGCCACUGGUUACAGGACAAACUCUGACCACUGUCGCCUUUGUAUUCCUAAUAUGAAUAAAUGAUGAUGCAGGAAAA
This is a messenger RNA of Xiphophorus hellerii (green swordtail), 3311 nucleotides long. It is a transcript of the gene fam124b, whose product is annotated as family with sequence similarity 124B. NCBI's taxonomy places the organism in Eukaryota, Metazoa, Chordata, Actinopteri, Cyprinodontiformes, Poeciliidae. The record is from RefSeq and is a predicted model, not a curated record. The transcript is spliced from 7 exons. Bases 434 to 2065 code for a protein of 543 amino acids. Gene Ontology annotation, cellular component: nucleoplasm.